Messenger RNA from Rhincodon typus (whale shark), 1498 nucleotides. RefSeq names its product interleukin enhancer binding factor 2 (gene ilf2). The transcript is spliced from 15 exons. The coding region runs from base 149 to 1306 and encodes 385 amino acids. The record is from RefSeq and is a predicted model, not a curated record. NCBI's taxonomy places the organism in Eukaryota, Metazoa, Chordata, Chondrichthyes, Orectolobiformes, Rhincodontidae.
GGGAGGCUGAGUAAGACGGGUUGUGAAUGGUCGGAGCGGGUGCAGCCAAUGGGAGCGGUGUGUCAGGAGAGGGUGUGCUGUGUGGAGUGGAGACGGCGGUUAGAGCCUGGGCCUUUUGUUCUGGAAGUUUCUGAGCCGCGGAGGCAAAAUGAGAGGCGACAGAGGACGUGGCCGUGGACGUUUUGGUGCAAGGGGUGGCCCAGUUGGGGGGUUCAGACCAUUCGUUCCUCACAUCCCAUUCGACUUCUAUGUGUGUGAAAUGGCCUUUCCCCGGGUGAAGCCUGCCCCUGAUGAAACUACUUUGAGUGAAGCCUUACUGAAGCGGAACCAGGAUCUGUCUCCCACUCCAUCUGAACAGGCUUCAAUACUGUCCUUGGUUACCAAGAUUAACAAUGUGAUUGACAACCUGAUUGUGGCUCCAGGCAACUUUGAAGUGCAAAUCGAGGAAGUCCGUCAGGUUGGCUCCUACAAGAAGGGAACGAUGAUGACUGGUCAUAAUGUCGCUGACCUUGUUGUUAUCCUAAAGAUCUUGCCAACUUUGGAAGCUGUUGCUGCUCUCGGUAACAAAGUGGCAGAAACCCUCCGGGCCCAGGAACCAUCUGAGAUUCUCACUAUGAUCACCAAUGAGACUGGUUUUGAGAUCAGCUCACCUGACGCCACUGUCAAAAUCCUCAUCACCACAGUCCCACCCAACCUACGUAAGCUUGACCCAGAGCUUCAUUUGGACAUCAAAGUCCUGCAGAGUGCUCUGGCAGCAAUUCGUCAUGCCCGUUGGUUUGAGGAGAACUCCUCACAGUCCACAGUUAAAGUACUGAUACGGCUCCUGAAGGAUUUGAGAUGUCGCUUCCCUGGAUUCGAGCCUUUGACACCCUGGAUCAUUGAUCUUCUGGGCCACUCCGCUGUAAUGAACAACCCAUCCAGACAGCCGUUGGCACUCAAUGUUGGCUUCAGGCGCUGCCUACAGCUCCUUGCAGCAGGAUUGUUCCUGCCAGGAUCAGUGGGAAUUACAGACCCUUGCGAAAGUGGAAAUUUUCGAGUGCAUACAGUGAUGACUCUUGAGCAGCAGGACACGGUGUGUUUCACAGCGCAGACCCUGGUCCGCAUCCUUUCUCACGGAGGGUACAGGAAAAUCCUUGGGUUAGAAGGAGACGCCAGCAGUCUAGCAGUGGAAAUGUCCACUUGGGAUGGAGUGAUAGUGACGCCCUCCGAGAAGGCAUAUGAGAAGCCACCUGAGAAGAAGGAGGGAGAGGAGGAGGCCACAGAAGGAGCUGAGGAAGAGGAAGAGAAUAUGGAGACUGCAGAGUAAAGGACUCUUGCUGUGAUGUUACUUAGUGGUCAGUCCCCAGUGUCUGAGCAACAUUCUGACAACACACACACACGCUGCUGCCUUGCCACUGGACCAAGCAACAGACUGCUGCCCUCUACUUUUUCGCCUUGUUUAUUGUAUUCCUUUUGUAGUUGAUUCCAGUUGCAAUAAAGUUGUUUUUUUUUCUAUUUC